AUUCCUAUAAAUGAUGUGAUAACAGCUGUACCAAGAACAAGGUUCCUUUGUCUAACACGUUUCAAUGGCCCAGGUUUCUGUCUCUCCUCUUCCUUCUUCUGCAACUUCGCCUCUUCCACUACACCGCCGAAUCUUUCUCCGUCUUCAACGAACCGCCACCGCUUCCGCCACCGACUCCGUUUCCACGUCCACUUCCUCUUCCACUUCUAAUUUCAAGCCUAAAGUGGUUGUCACCAGAGAACGCGGCAAGAACGCCAAGCUUAUCACCGCUCUGGCUAAACAUGAAAUCAAUUGUUUGGAGCUUCCACUCAUUGAGCACACGCGGGGACCUGAUUUAGACAGGCUUCCAUCUGUAUUAAGUGAUAAUGCAUUUGAUUGGGUUGUCAUAACUUCGCCUGAGGCAGGUUCAGUCUUUCUAGAAGCAUGGAGAGCUUCGGGGAUGCCUCAUGUCAAAGUAGGCGUUGUUGGGGCAGGCACUGCAAGCAUUUUCAAGGAAGCUUCACAGUCGUUAAGCCAAUCACUUGAUAUUGCUUUUACACCAUCGAAAGCAACAGGAAAGGUUUUGGCUACAGAGCUUCCUAAGGUUGGAAAUAAAUGCACAGUUCUGUAUCCUGCUUCUGCAAAAGCUAGCAAGGAGAUUGAGGAAGGGCUUUCAAAUCGUGGAUUUGAGGUUACUAGGAUGAAUACAUAUACAACGGUUCCAGUUCAACAUGUUGACCAUGUGGUUCUAAAGCAAGCACUUGCUGCUCCUGUUGUUACCGUAGCUUCACCAUCUGCAAUUCGUGCUUGGAAGAUUCUUCUUUCAGAUUCAGAGUGGAGCAAUUCCAUUGCAUGCAUUGGUGAGACAACUGCUGCAAUGGCAAGAAGUUUAGGCUUCACAAAUGUGUACUACCCAGCACAACCAGGCCUUGAAGGCUGGGUAGAAAGCAUUAUUGAAGCAUUAGGAUCCUAUGAUGAAUUGUUGAAGUAAUCCUCUGCCUUUUAUUGCAACCUGGAGAUGUUUUCAGCUGUUUCACAUGCACUAAGAUUAGUAUAAUGAUUUGGCAUCAUGGAUGGAUAUACUCGCUGUUCAGUAAUAUUUUUAGGAAUACUGAAGAGCCUAUCAUGAGAAAGUGGUAAAUAGUUUCCAUCAUGUAAAUAGCAAUGCCAAAUUUUCAUCUAUCACUAAUUGAGCACUCAAUUUGUCCUAAACAUUGUGGAUGCACUUGAAAUUAAGAAUGAUUAUUUACAUUGAAUUACGAUUUUCAUGUUUUUAUGAAAGUUUAUAGUCAAGAAAAGCUACCCAGAGCAUUAAUAUCCUUCGUUCAAACACGACGCUGUUUUAGAAUGUAACUGAGUGUGUGGGAUCUGAGACCUUUUUUUUUUUUUUUUUCUGUCCGGGUCAGGCAAAUAAUUUUGUUUGGGCUUUUAGCAUUUUCUUUAAUCUCUCUCAUGGUGUGGGGGAUGAUUUUGGUUCUGUAAUAAUCUUUUGUUCCAACUAGAGCUAAAUCUUAUACAUCAGUUUGAUAUAAUUUAAUUAUUAAUGAAAAUU
Abrus precatorius (Indian licorice) is the source of this 1531-nucleotide messenger RNA. RefSeq names its product uroporphyrinogen-III synthase, chloroplastic. Bases 65 to 970 code for a protein of 301 amino acids. Gene Ontology annotation, biological process: uroporphyrinogen III biosynthetic process. The record is from RefSeq and is a predicted model, not a curated record. Gene Ontology annotation, molecular function: uroporphyrinogen-III synthase activity. NCBI's taxonomy places the organism in Eukaryota, Viridiplantae, Streptophyta, Magnoliopsida, Fabales, Fabaceae. Gene Ontology annotation, cellular component: chloroplast. The transcript is spliced from 9 exons.